Molecule: messenger RNA, 1532 nt
Organism: Bursaphelenchus okinawaensis
Lineage: Eukaryota; Metazoa; Nematoda; Chromadorea; Rhabditida; Aphelenchoididae
Source: the annotation of a GenBank genome assembly
AUGGAGAAUCAGCAGCAAACAACUUCGUUGUGUCGCGCCGGUUGUGGUUUCUACGGGUCAUCGGCGACUGAAGGGUUAUGUUCCAAGUGCUUCAAGGACAGCAUCAAAAAGAAGCAGGAUACGGGUCGUCUUAGUCCAGCCGGUAAGGAUUUUUAGUUUUGUUUUUGUUGUUUUAGGUUUAAAACGAGGAUUUUUUGAGGAGAAGAGGCUGAUGUUGAUGUUGUUAUCGAUUCUCGGCCGAUUUUUGCCGUUUUGCUAAGGUUUAGGUAUCAUUCUAGCCAAAUUUCAUCUUUUAAAUGCUUAACCUUUCAAUCUUUCAGCCGAAAAGUCAGUAGCGGACAAACUGCGAGAAGUUGUUGCCCAAGCUCACAAUGCCGACCUCAGUGCUCAGUUCGAGACGGCCGUGGCGAACGCCUCGAAAAUCUCGUCCUCAGUGCCGGAAGCGAGCAUGGCUGCUGGUGCUCCAUCGCUCAAAAUUGAAUCUCCCAGCCUUUCAUCUUCAAGGUAAGCCGAGGUUUUGUUGUAUAAUAUAUUGUAGUAGGUAUAGAGAAGGUUUUUGAUUGUUUUUGAAUAGUUUCUGGGAGGUUUUCCGGGUCAAUUUCAUGGUUAGAUAGUAAAUAAGUAUAGAGAAGGUUUUUCGAUCGUUUUUAAAUUUUAAAAUGGCAAGAACUUUCUUUACAAGCCAUAAAAUGGUAAUAACUCUUUUUAUAAAGAGAGUUCUUGCCAAUAUGGCCGUAUCUUUUUUAGUGAUCUAUGAAAUAACAAGAAAAUCUUGUAAAAGAUAAAGAAAGGCAAUAACUUUCUUUCCACUAACCCUUUGAAAUUUCAGCUCCGCCGCCUCGCUAGUGACGCAGGUUUCGGAACAAGGACCAAGCACUUCGAUGCCCGAAGCGUCGGUCGGUGUGAAAAAGGCCAACCGCUGUCAGGUGUGCAAAAAACGGGUCGGACUUACAGGUGAGUGUGCUUUAGACAUGUGUUUUUGUGUUUAGGUUUGAGGUUUCGGGAAUGUUGUGAUGGAUAACAUGAAAAAGAGAAUGCUGUUGUGAAUAACAUGGAUAAUAUUUUUUUUGUUGAAAAGAUGAUGUUUAACGAAUGAAAUGUUGUUUUCUGUUGAAUAAUAUGAGGAUUUUUGUUCGAAAAAUGACGAGAUUUCAAAGUUUAUGUUAUACUUUAAUAGCAGAAAAGUCUUGUCGUCUUUUGUGCUGGAAGUUAAUGUAAACUGACGACAAGACUUUGAGAACUUGAUAUUUAGAAAAACAGAGUUUUGAAAGAAGCUCUGUUGUUUUAGCUAACGAUUUUCAAACAAAUUUUGAUGUUUUAGCUCAGUUUUUUGAAAUCUCGACCUAAAUUUAUAUUAUCCAUCUUAAUUCCUCAUCGUUUCAGGAUUCCCAUGCCGCUGCGGCGGGUUAUAUUGUGGAGAACAUCGCUACGACUCGGCUCACGACUGUCAAUUCGACUACAAAACCUUGGAACGCGAGGAGCUGCGCAAGAACAACCCGGUGGUGGUGUCGGAGAAGAUUCAACGAAUCUAA